AUGCUGUCAUCCUCGUCACUGGUGCGAGGACUUCGUGCAAGUUCAUCUCGCAUACAAUGCAAACGAUUUGCGUCGCAUGAGGCUCCGCAAUACAAUGAACCUUCAGGAUGGCUUUUUGGGGAGAAGCCUCCACCACCCGGGCAGAAGAGAGUGAAGGAGGACUGGGAAAAUGUGUGGUAUAUUGGGAUGUUCGGCACCAUGGCGUUCGCCACUGUUAUGCUUUACUACAAGCCUGACACCAGCGUGCAGUCAUGGGCGCUCCAAGAAGCCAAAGAAAGAAUGGAGGCUCGCGGCGAGAAAUACCAAUACGAACCUCAGCCGUCACCGCCUUCUACAUCUUAA
Molecule: messenger RNA, 342 nt
Organism: Psilocybe cubensis
Lineage: Eukaryota; Fungi; Basidiomycota; Agaricomycetes; Agaricales; Agrocybaceae
Exons: 3
Coding region: 1-342 (113 amino acids)
Source: RefSeq, a predicted model, not a curated record